Messenger RNA from Symbiodinium natans, 2760 nucleotides. Lineage: Eukaryota; Dinophyceae; Suessiales; Symbiodiniaceae. The record is from the annotation of a GenBank genome assembly.
AUGGCAAACGCCACUCUUCCCAUGCUUCCCGCCGGCCCUUACUACUGGACGAACAGUGGGGGCCACCGGCUGCACAUCCGCUGCGCGCCGCAUCCGCAGCCACGCGCAGUGAUGAUUUACAAUCAUGGCUACGGGUGUCACAUGAACGGCCCAUUCGUGUGGGACAUGAUCCGUGCGUAUAGCGACCGGCUGGAGGUUGUGGUGAUAAGCUUCGAUAUGCAGGGCCAUGGCUACUCGGAGGGCCCCAGGGGACUGGUUUCCAACUUCGACGACUUUGGCAGGGAUGUCGUAGAUUUCCUGGAGCUGAUCCACGAAGCAGAGGAGGCAGAAGGCCCCGACUAUCACCUCUGCGACGAGGAGACGUUGCACCAGGCCCAAAACUUGCCUUUCUUUCUUACGGGCGAGAGCAUGGGCGCGGCAGUGUCCAUUCUGGCUUCCUUGCAGCUGCCAAUCCUUCCCACCAGCAACCGGCUCUGUGGAUUGGUGCUGGCGGCUCCGGGGGUCCAAGACCCCAAUCGGAGCACCCCUCCUUGGCUGUCCCGGCAUUUCAGCAGCAUGCUGAAGAAGGCCCCGUCCCUUGGCAACUUGGGCGUUCCUAGAACCUUCACCCCGACGAUCUCUGGCGAGGCGCUCUUCAUCGACCCGAAGCACAUCGAGCACUUCAACCGGGACCAUGGCGGCGUGGAGGCCGGGUCCAUGGGGCUUGCGCACGCAAAGAUGAGGGCUCAAACUGCUGCGGCCUUUGUGGAGAUGUUCGAGACCAUGUCAGAGAGGCUGCGUCAAGUGGAUGUCCCGAUCCUAAUCUUCCAUGACCCCGAGGACUCGGUGACAGCCUUCACUGGCUCGGAAAUGAUCUUACAAGAGGUCGCCAGCACCGACAAGCUUCUAAUUCCGGUAGAGGGGGGCCUGCACUGCCCACACGUGAACAAGCCUGAGGUGGUGAUGUCCUCCAUGGAUGAGUUCUUUUCACGCCAGCUCCUUGCAGAGCCGAAGCCGCGGCCAAGCCUCAGGUCGCAGCCUUCGCGACAGCUUUCUCGUCAAUUUUCUCAUCAGCUUUCACAACAAGUCUCUCGAAGCUGGACCGUUUCUUGGACCACGACUUCUAAGAGCGUGACUUCUAAGCCUUCAUCCCGAUCCCAUUAUUCGCAGAUUGCGGCGAUGAGCCGCUGGGGUGCCCCGAAAAGGACAGCCCCACAGGUGACAUUGGUGCUCCUCAUGUGCCAGGGUGGCGUGGUUCUUGCACCGUUCUGGGUCUUCAGCCUUGGUGGCGAUGCAGCCGUCUACCUCCUCCUGGCCAUUGCAGCGGUUUUCCUCCUCGCAGGGUUUUGCAUGAUCUUCGCGGCCGGCAGAAGUCUGUGGCGACUCCGCAAAGUUGCCGGCCAAACACAGCCAGCAGGCAGCACAGCAGCGGCUGCUGCUGGUUCUCCCACAAGUCUUGCGAGGCACUUGCAGCGCCAGCGCCCGUUGCACUUGGUCUGCGUACCGAUCUACAAGGAGCCUGACGAGAUGAUCCUGGCCACCAUCGCUCGGCUGGACGAGUCCGACGCCGCCAAGCGCAUGAGGGUCGUCUUCGCCAUGGAAGCAGCGACAGAUCGCCCGGAAGAGCGAUUCCAGCUCUAUCGAAAGAGCCUCCGCCGUGUACCGGAGGUGUGCUACUACGUCCAUCCAGUGGGCCACACGCCUGGUGAGAUCCGCGGCCUCUGCUCCAACCUUGCCUACGCGCUUGCCCAGGAUGUGGCCAUGCUGGGGAGGAAAAUAAGCAGAUGCCUGCUAACCAAGGUAGACUCUCAGGUGCUUCUCCCACCGAACUACUUCACCCAGCUGGAGCAGGCCUACAUUCGCCGGAAAGACGCAGUGACGCGGAAUCCGGGAGAGCCUUCGCCUGUGGUUUGGCAACCACAGCUCGUCCAUUUCUUGAACCGCGAGUUCAGCCAUGGUCCUCUGCGGGCUUUGGGGGCCAUGCGGAGCUUCAGCUACCCGGCCUUCUUCGGCUUCAGCAUCAUGACGGUCACUUGCUACAGCUUGCCCCUCCUCCAAUAUGUGCAAAUGGGCCUUCAUCAUCCAUCCUACAUGGGCGAAGAUUGGAUGGUGCUGGCACAGAGCGCCGUGUCGUCUCGCGGCCGUGCCCUUGUCGAACCGCUCCCUGUGCUGGUGGCUGUGGCACCACCCUUGGACUCCACGUUCUGUGGAGCCUGGAGUGAAGGGACCAAGCAGUGCAUCCGAUGGGCCGCGCAGUCGAUGGAGGUCGCAGAGUUCCGGUGGAGGUUUCGUCCGAGGGGGGGGACCUUGGCCAGUUUUUGGUGGAUGUUCAAGUACUGGCUUUUCCGGAUUCUUGUGACGAAUGGCCUAGGGGUUUUUGCCCUUUGCACGUCGAUCGCUGUGGCCAUCUUUGGCUCAGACUUGUCUGACGACCAGCUCCUCCUGGUGUCUUUGCUGGACAAGUUGCUUCUCGGCGUGGUUUUGGCCCUGAUACUUGUGAUGCCCCUCUACGAGCAAUAUCUCUUCACUCUGCUUCAAGAUCCCCAGUUGAAAGCUCCCAUGAGCCAGCUGCCUGUGACAAUCCUCUCCACACCGGGGUGGCUGUUCUUUCAGAUGGUCGUGGAUUAUUGUUCCUGGUGGAAGCUUCUCCUGCAAGGUAAGGAGGCGAUCACUUUGACCCACCGAAAGAAGAAAGCAGCUGCAACGAAUACGCAGGCUGCCUUGCAACAACAAGCGGCCGUGGCACCUGAAUCCGACUCGGAUGAUUACGUCAGUGUGUGA